GGGCCGAAGCGGAAGGGCCUAGCGCGGCGCUGGCCGCCCUCGCCGCCUCCCCGGCUGCGCUCUCGUCGUGGCCGCGCCGCCUUCGUCGCCCCUAGGAGUAGGACGGAACAAAGGGAAGGAGCCGCUCCGGCUGCGCGAUGGUGGGCAUCCCGGGAACCUCCCAGUUCGCGAGUGAGAAGAGGGUGCCAGUAAUGCCAGGAUCCCCUGUGGAAGUGAAGAUACAGUCGAGAUCCUCGCCAUCCGGCAUGCCGCCAUUGCCGCCUGUCAACCCUGGUGGACCCCGGCCUGUCUCAUUUACUCCAGCAGCAUUACCCAAUGGAAUGAACCAUUCUCCACCGACGCUGAAUGGAGCACCGUCACCCCCUCAGAGGUUCAGCAAUGGCCCUGCCUCAUCAUCUUCAUCUUCACUGACCAACCAGCAGCUUCCAGCUACCUGUGGGGCUCGUCAGCUCAGCAAACUCAAACGCUUCCUGACCACCCUCCAGCAGUUUGGCAACGACAUUUCACCAGAGAUUGGGGAGAAAGUCCGCACCCUUGUUCUGGCAUUAGUGAAUUCUACCGUGACAAUAGAGGAAUUUCACUGCAAACUCCAGGAGGCUACCAAUUUCCCUCUUCGUCCAUUUGUGAUUCCAUUCUUGAAGGCCAACCUUCCCCUUCUGCAGAGGGAGCUGCUGCAUUGUGCUCGGGCAGCCAAACAGACCCCUUCCCAAUACCUGGCCCAGCAUGAGCACAUCUUGCUGAACACAAACACUGCGUCCCCAGCUGACUCUUCAGAGCUGCUGAUGGAAGUGAAUGGAAACGGAAAGAGGCACAGUCCAGACAGGAGGGAAGAAAACAGCUUUGAGAGAGAGCCGCUCCCAUCAGAGCCUCCUGCCAAGAGGGUGUGCACCAUUAGUCCAGCACCUCGCCACAGCCCGGCUCUGAUGUUGCCCGUCAUUAAUCCAGCGGGGCAGUUUCAUCCUACUCCACCCCCACUCCAGCAUUACACCCUGGAAGACAUUGCAACAUCCCAUUUGUACAGAGACCCAAGCAAGGCAUUGGAGCAUAGAGAAUUGCGAGAUAGACAUGGUAUAGGGUUAAACGGAGGCUAUCAGGAUGAACUCGUGGACCAUCGCCUAACAGAGAGAGAGUGGGCUGAUGAAUGGAAGCAUCUUGAUCAUUUGCAGGAGGAAAUACAUUUUCUAACAGCUUCUUCAAACGCUGUUCUUUCCUCUCUCUGGAAGGCAUUGAAUUGCAUCAUGGAAAUGGUCGAGAAGACCAGGCGCUCUAUGGCCGUUCUCCGCCGUUGUCAGGAGGCUGAUAGAGAAGAGCUCAACUAUUGGAAGAGGCGAUGCAGUGAAACCACAGAGCCACGGAAAGGAGGGAGUGACUUAAUCACGAGGCAACAUAGCCCAGGGAGUUCAGACUCCAUUAACAGUGAUUCUCAGCGGGAGUUCAGCAGCAGGUCAGGAGCAGCCGGUUAUGUCACCGAAGAGAUAUGGAAAAAGGCUGAAGAAGCUGUGAAUGAAGUGAAGCGCCAGGCCAUGUCCGAAGUCCAAAAAGCUGUAGCAGAGGCCGAGCAGAAGGCAUUUGAAAUGAUUGCAUCUGAGAGAGCCCGCAUGGAACAGACCAUUGCCGAUGCAAAACGCCAGGCUACAGAAGAUGCUUUCCUAGUCAUCAAUGAACAGGAGGAGUCUACAGAGAGCUGCUGGAACUGUGGGCGCAAAGCCAGCGAGACCUGUAGCGGCUGCAACAUUGCCCGCUACUGUGGCUCCUUCUGCCAGCACAAAGAUUGGGAGAGGCACCACCGAAUCUGUGGGCAGGGCUUACACAGCCAAGUCAAACCAACCCCUAUACCAGCAGGCCGAUCCGCAGCUGCCACCACCCUCAAAGCAGUCGAUGCAGUAGCAAGUCCGGCUCUAGAGAAAACAUCGGCCGCCACUUCUCGAUCCUCCACCCCAGCCUCCGUGACAGCAAUAGACAGUAACGCACUCUAAAAAAAGAGAUGAUUGCGCACAACACAGUUUAUUAGUUUUCUACAUUGAAAAACAAAUGCCUCAAAAUGUUGAAGAAGGUUUGUACUCCAGCACAUUGGCGCUCAGGCUUAUGUUGUUUGGGGGCAUUUUCCAUACCAUUAUAAUGUCAUUUUUAGGAGUCCAUGUUAGCCUACCUUGGUGGGAUCUCAGAACGGUCUUCCUGGGACCCUGAGGACUUUGGCCUAUUGUUUCAUUUUAUCCGAACUUUCUCAAAAUGGUACUCUCACCUGAGGUUCUAACAAGAUAGUUGUUCGUUUUACCACAAAGCAGAGCUUGCCUCAGCAUCCUCUUCUCUCAUCUUUGGUAUGCAAUCUGACCAUUAUUUGAAUUUUUUUCUCAGGCAAAAGUGAAUCAAGUGAAAUGAGAUGUAAGUAAGCUUGAUUCUUAGUUUUAGCUAUUUCCACUCCUUCCGCUAUCUGAGACUAUAUUUAUUGAUUCCCCCACCCCUCUCUCAAGUUGGACACAUGGAAAAAAGGGGGGGCGGAGGCACAAGGAUGCUAUUUUUGUUUGCUGAAAGGAGGAUUUAAAACUACUUCAUGUAAUGACUCAGCAGCCGUCCCCACUUGUUGAUCCAUUUUAAUUCCUUACAGUUAUGCACAAGCUGCUUAAGAAUCUGUCUAUGGGCCGCAACAGAUUGAAAUGUUUCAUCCAAAGAUAUUUACAAAAGGGAUUGGUGGUCUUUCCCCCAGAUCCAAUUGGUUUGUCUCAUAACACCAAGGUAUUAUUUACUUACACACACACACACACACACACACAGAGAGAGAGAGAGAGAGAGAGAGAGAGAAGUUGUUGACUUUAAAUGUUUGAGAUUCAUUGAUAUAUAAAUUUUGUAAACUGCUUUCACGUUGCAUAUACAUUAAAUAAAUAAAAUAACAGGACUCGACCCCCCACCAGACAUGGUUUAUUCCAACAGUUUUGCUACCACCUGGUCUCUCAGUGUAUGUGAGCUAAGUUAAAUAAAGUUCAAGUUGCAAAUAACAGAUUUCACGAACAUCCAAGGCCAAUGGGAUCUUUAAACUGAUGCCUCCAGCUAGGGAUCCUGUGCAUUGAAAACCAAGGAAUGUGACUUUACCAACGCAUUUGGCUACGUUCCUGAGUUGUGAGGCCUCCCUGUUGCAUCUUUAGCAACCUGCCUGUUCACUUCAGGGCAUUCGAAAGCAUGUCACUGGGAGGACACUUGAAAAGAA
Messenger RNA from Lacerta agilis (Sand lizard), 3202 nucleotides. RefSeq names its product CBFA2/RUNX1 partner transcriptional co-repressor 2 (gene CBFA2T2). Gene Ontology annotation, cellular component: nucleus. Gene Ontology annotation, molecular function: transcription corepressor activity. Lineage: Eukaryota; Metazoa; Chordata; Lepidosauria; Squamata; Lacertidae. The coding region runs from base 138 to 1976 and encodes 612 amino acids. The transcript is spliced from 11 exons. The record is from RefSeq and is a predicted model, not a curated record. Gene Ontology annotation, biological process: negative regulation of DNA-templated transcription; DNA-templated transcription.